Beta vulgaris subsp. vulgaris (sugar beet) is the source of this 4427-nucleotide messenger RNA. RefSeq lists its product as uncharacterized. Gene Ontology annotation, molecular function: carbohydrate binding. Bases 171 to 3773 code for a protein of 1200 amino acids. Lineage: Eukaryota; Viridiplantae; Streptophyta; Magnoliopsida; Caryophyllales; Amaranthaceae. Gene Ontology annotation, cellular component: endoplasmic reticulum membrane. The transcript is spliced from 27 exons. The record is from RefSeq and is a predicted model, not a curated record.
UCUUAUAUAAUCGUGCAAAGAGUUGCAGAAAAACAUCACUUAAAAAACCUUAAUUAAACCCUCACAAUCAACCAAAAAUUUCCCUCCAACUAUGGUUAAUCACCAGAUCUGAUUUCCGAUUUCUUCCUCUUCUUUGUUCUCCGCCCUCAAACCUAGCUAGAUUUCCGGCAAUGGCGAAUCUUAAUUUCAUAGUAACUUUAUUAAUACUACUUCACUGCACUUCAGCUUUUGCCGAUUCUAUUCAUGGAUGUGGCGGAUUUAUAGAGGCGAGUUCGAGUUUGAUCAAGUCGAGGAAGGCGAGCGAUUCGAAAUUGGAUUAUUCUCAUAUUACGAUUGAGCUUCAAACUUUGGAUGGGUUGGUGAAGGAUAGGACUCAGUGUGCUCCUAAUGGCUACUAUUUUAUUCCAGUCUAUGACAAGGGAUCUUUCAUAAUCAAGGUUCAGGGGCCAGAAGGAUGGUCAUGGGAGCCUGAAAAGGUUCCCAUUGUUGUUGACCAUACGGGAUGUAAUGCAAAUGAAGAUAUCAACUUUCGGUUCACAGGGUUUUCCCUAUCCGGAAGAGUUCUAGGGGCUGUUGGUGGACAGAGUUGUCAGCUAAAAAAUGGCGGUCCAUCAAAUGUGGCUGUAGAACUUCUAUCUUCAACGGACGAUUCUCUCUUUUCUGUAUUAACAUCAACAGCUGGAGAUUACUCUUUCAAGAAUGUAGCUCCUGGGAAGUACAAAUUACGAGCUUCUCAUCCUGAUAUGAACGUGGAAGUUAGAGGUCCUACCGAGGUAGAGUUGGGGUUUGAGAACGGUGUCAUUGGUGAUAUUUUCUCUGUUCCUGGAUAUGAAGUUCGUGGACUUGUUGUAGCUCAGGGCAAUCCCAUCUUGGGAGUUCACGUUUAUUUAUAUUCAGAUGAUGUCCUGGAAGUUGAAUGUCCCCAGGGUUCUGGUCAUGGCCCUGGGCAAAGAAAGGCUCUCUGUCAUGCUGUAUCUGAUGCAGAUGGAAAGUUUGUAUUUAAGACUAUACCAUGUGGGGUUUAUGAGCUUGUUCCUUAUCACAAGGGAGAAAACACAGUUUUUGACAUAUCACCACCCACGAUGGCUAUAACUGUUGAGCAUUCCCAUGUUACUGUAACACAGAAGUUUCAGGUGACUGGAUUUUCCAUUGGCGGCAGAGUAGUGGACGGAAAUGGUGCCGGAGUGGAUGGUGCUAAAGUUCUAGUAGAUGGCCAAGAAAGAUCUGUCACUGAUGAAAGUGGAUAUUACAAGCUUGAUCAGGUUACUUCUAAUCGUUAUUCUGUGGAAGCUCGCAAGAAACAUUACAAGUUUGAAAUUUUGAGGGAUUUCUUGGUUUUACCAAAUAUGGCUUCUAUUCCUGACAUCAAAGCAGUGUCUUAUGAUGUUUGUGGUUUCGUGCGGAUGGCUGAUGCUGGCUACAAGGCAAAGGUAGCUUUAACGCAUGGACCCGAGAAUGUUAAACCUCAAGUGAGACAGGCGGAUGAAAAUGGAAAUUUCUGUUUUCUGGUUUCACCAGGUGACUAUCGUCUGUCUGCCUUGCCAUCCACACCUGAAAAUGCUCCAGAACUUGUGUUUUUGCCUCCGUAUACUGAUGUCAGUGUUAGGAGUCCACUUCUGAAUAUUGAAUUUUCUCAGGCACAAGUAAAUAUUCAUGGAGAGGUUGUGUGCAAGGAAAAAUGUAGCUCAUCUGUUUCCAUCACACUUGUGAGAUUGGGUAUGAGAAGUAACAGGGAGAGGACUGUCAGAUUGGAUGCGAAUAACAAGUUUACAUUUUCAAACGUCUUCCCUGGAAAGUACAGAAUCGAGGCCAAGUAUGCUGCUGCUGAUACUACCUUAGAGAAAGAUAGAUGGUGCUGGGAGAAGAGUUCUGUAAAUGUUGAUGUUGGAACAGAGGAUAUUGAAGGGAUAGUGUUUUCUCAAAAAGGUUACUGGGUUGAUAUCACUUCUUCACAUGAUGUAGAUGCUCGCAUGAUUCAACCAGAUGGAGAACCUCUACUUCUGAAAAUUAAGAAAGGUUCGCAACGCUUGUGUGUGGAGUCUCCAGGGAUAAAUAAAUUGGAGUUUGUCAACUCUUGCAUUUUCUUUGGAAGCUCUUCCAUCAACAUUGAUACAGCAAAUCUGAUGCCUGUUUACUUGAAAGGAGAGAAGUAUCUCCUGAAAGGGCAAAUAAUUGUUGACUCCUCAGUCACACAGUUAAAUCUCCCAGAGAGCAUUGUUGUUGAUGUCCUUGACAAUGGAAAUAAUUUUGUUGAUGGGACGAUUGCCAGACUUCUACCAGAUCAAAAUGAUGAGGCCAAUGCUGCUGUGUAUGAAUAUUCUGUCUGGGUUACUCGUGGGCAGAAAGUAACUUUUGUUCCAACUGACUCAAGAACCUUGACUUCAAGCACAGCUUCAGACGUAAAUGGAUCAAAGAAGAUUUUGUUCUACCCUAGACAACAUCAGAUUUCAGUUACACAUGAUGGUUGCCAAAGCCCAGUUCCUUCAUUUACUGGUCGCUUGGGUCUCUAUAUUGAAGGAUCUGUUUCUCCUUCAAUAUCUGGUGUUAAUAUCAGGGUUAUGGCUGCUGGAGACAGCCAUAAUGCUCCACUCAAGAAAGGUGAAUUAGCUGUCGAAACUUCAACUGGACCUGAUGGUAUCUUCGUAGGUGGCCCUUUAUAUGAUGACAUAAGUUACAUUAUUGAAGGUUCAAAGCCUGGUUAUCAUUUGAAAUCUACUGGGCCACAUUCCUUUUCCUGCCAGAAGCUUGGUCAAAUCUCUGUGCGCAUACUUUCUAAAGAAGGCACUGAAGACCCUUUUCCUGCAGCUUUAUUGUCACUAAGCGGAGAUGAUGGUUACAGGAACAACUCCAUAACUGGAGUUGGUGGACAUUUCACUUUUGAGAACUUAUUUCCUGGCAGUUUCUAUCUUCGCCCUCUGCUGAAGGAAUAUGCUUUCUCUCCUCGUGCACAGCCAAUUGAACUUGGAUCUGGAGAAUCUAAAGAAGUUGUGUUUGAAGCCACUCGUGUUGCUUUCAGUGCUAUGGGUGUGAUCACUUUGUUGUCUGGCCUCCCCAAGGAGGGUAUUACAAUUGAGGCAAGAGCAGAGUCAAAAGGCUAUUAUGAGGAAUCAACUACUGAUUCAUCUGGAUUCUAUAGAUUACGAGGACUUCUCCCAGAAACAACCUAUAUGAUCAAGGUAGCUAAAAAGAAUGACUUGGCUGGGGUUGGAAUUGAGCGUGCAUCUCCAGAAUCUAUAGCUGUGAAGGUUGGUUCUGAGGACAUCAAGGGGUUGAACUUCGUAGUUUUCGAAGAGCCGGAGAGAAGCAUUCUGAGUUGCCAUGUUGAGGGUGAAAGAAUUGCGGAAUUGGAUUCACAACUUUGGGUGGAGAUUAAGUCAGCAAGUGAGCCAUCUAAAGUUGAGUCUUCCUUCCCUCUGCCAUUAUCACGCUUCUUCCAGGUGAAAGACUUGCCGAAGGGUAAACACCUGCUGCAGCUUCGAUCUGGUCUCUCAUCGAGUGCCUACAAAUUUAUAUCCGACGUUAUUGAGGUCGACUUACAAAAGCAUAGACAAAUUCAUGUUGGUCCUCUCCGAUACAAAAUAGAAGAGGAUAUCCAAACCCAGGAAUUGACAGCAGCUCCAGUUUUCCCUCUUGUAGUUGGAGUUUCAGUUGUGCUUCUUUUCAUGUGUAUGCCAAGAUUAAAGGAUUUAGUUUCCGGAAUAGCCAUGUCAGGACCUAGUUUCGCAGCAAAGAAAGAAGCAAGGAAGCCUGUCGUACGAAAGAAGACAUUCUGAACACUCCUUGUUCUCAUUGUCCGUGAAAGGUGACCAUACAGAGCUUACAAGAAUUAGAUCCUGGUCUGAUACAAAUCUGGCUUGGGUGAGAUCGGGAACUCAGAGAAAAAUUCAGGCACACAUCUAUGGCUUCUGUUAUCUGAUAGCCAAAGAUGUCAAGGAAAUCUAUAGCCUGAGAUCUGUGAAAGCCAUGAUUUUCCCCGUCAAUAGAACUAAUUUUGUUAAAACAGGUAGAUAUUCUUUGUAACAUAACUCAGUUCGUCUCAUCGAUUUUGGCAAGAAGAGACUAUAGAGGCUAAAGAUGACAUCAUGCCUAGGCUAUAGCCAUAAUGUAUGAGACUUUGGAAUCAACACAUUGGCGGUUGUUUCAUGCUUCAUGGUGCCGUGUACCUGUACUCAGCAGGCCCGUGAAGGAUACAAUGUAGUAGGGUCCUUCGUCUUACCAUCAAUCGCAUCCGCUAAUAGCUACUUGUGUUUUCCUUUAUUCUUCAUCUUGCUUGAGAUUAACCAGGAUGGGAUGGCUGGAUUGAGGUUGCAUAUUUGUGCACAUUUGGGGUAAUUCUACUAUUAUUUGUUGGCAGGUUUUGUGCUGGAAGAAUUCACUGCCACAGUUUUGGAUUUCAGAAAUUUUAAUGUGAUUAUACUGUUUCUUUU